GUUAUUGAACCCGAAAUCUAAAUUUUCCCCAUGUUAAUUUUAUACAGUAGACUCUCACAAAGCGCCUUUUCUACCAUUAUAUCUCUUUUACCUCUAAAUUCAGUAAGCGCCUUAAACGUGGAUUAGAUGCGCAUGCGUGAGAUGAUAUUCAAAUGAUCCGCUAAUGCGCCUCAGAGAUAUUUACCGCCAAGCCUUAAAGGCAGUUGCGCCGGAACAUGGGGACAGUCCCUUAUUUUGGCGUGGGGCAACCAAUGUCUGCCCUCCCCCCCAUAUCCUUCCGAUGCCUUAGGGGCGUGGCCUAACUACGCGGGCGCUUAGUGAGGACUUCGAGGGUGCUUUGUGAGAGUCUACUUAACAUUGUGAAACUUUAAGUGACUAGGCCACCAGAAUUGCUAGUUCAAACAAAUGAUUUCCCAAAAGAAGUAAAACAAGGACCACUCUAAUCAACAGCUGUGGAUUUCACUCUUAAACUGACUCGUGCCACUCUUCGGUUUCUUGGAUUAUGGCCCGAUUCUGAAAAUUCGAGUGGAUGCUUUUCAAAGUAUCAUACAUGGUUAUUAGUUAUUACGAUAUUUGUCUUCGGCUGUGUUCCACAAAAUAUUAAGCUUUUUAUGAUAUGGGGAGACUUAGACAUGACGGUCAAAAUUCUUUCUCUCACAAGUAUACCUACAACGCUUGUUAUGUUUAAAAUGAUUCAUCUCUGGGCAGCCAAAAAAAAACUGAAGACUUUAAUCACUUGCAUUGAAAAAGAUUGGACAAAUUUUAAACCAGAAAACGAACGGCAGUUAAUGGCACAUUUUGCCCAAAACUGUCGAAAAGUUUCACUGCUUUACGUGUUUUUAUCCCAGUCUACCUUCGUCUUUUACACCACGCAACAAAUUUCUGUGGCAAUAAUAGAAGGAAUGAGUGACUUGGCUAAUAUUACGAGAACAACGUAUGUGGAAGCUUACUUUCCUUAUGACAUCAAUAAAAGUCCUAAUUUUCAACUUUCGUGGUUGCUGCAGUGUAUCAGUAUUCAAUUGGGAAACAUCGCUUUUGCUGGAAUUGAUAGCUUUUUUGCCAUUCUUGUCUUACAUAUUUGUGGCCAAUUCAGAGUUUUACAUCAACGUGUGCUAGAAUGUGUUGAGGCAACUGACGGAAAAUUUCAAAAAUGGAAAUUGCAAAAUAAAGUCUCUCUCAUUGUUCAGAGACAUGAGCAUCUUAACAAGUGCAUUGCUAUUGUUGAGGAUACUUUCAAUAUAAUGUUUCUCGCACAAAUAAUUGGAUUUACCAUUACCUUUUGCGUACAGGGUUAUGUUCUAAUUUUGGCUAUAACAGAAGAUCACAAUGGAUUAAAUGCACUUGAAUUGAUUUUUAUGAUUAUAUACAUUGAAUAUAUGGUAUUGAAUUUUUUCGUGUACUGUUAUAUAGGAGAAUAUCUUCGAAACGAGAGCAGAGAAAUCGCAUUCGCUGCCUACAAUAGUAAAUGGUACAAUUUAAAAGCAGAGGAAGCAACAUUUAUCCUUUUUCUAACACAUCGUGCAAGAAAGACGAUUGGCAUUACCACUGGCAAAUUCUUUGUCUUGUCUUUGGAACUUUUUACCGGGAUAAUAAAGACAUCCAUGGGGUAUCUGUCAAUGCUGCUGGCAGUAAAAAAAGGAAAUUAGAAUAAAGGCUUCUUUUUCCAAAACACCCAGUUCUCGCAAAAUUGAUAUUAGGUGAUAUUAAA
Belonocnema kinseyi is the source of this 1708-nucleotide messenger RNA. Its product is annotated as odorant receptor 22c-like. Gene Ontology annotation, molecular function: olfactory receptor activity; odorant binding. The record is from RefSeq and is a predicted model, not a curated record. Gene Ontology annotation, cellular component: plasma membrane. NCBI's taxonomy places the organism in Eukaryota, Metazoa, Arthropoda, Insecta, Hymenoptera, Cynipidae. The transcript has 6 exons. Bases 612 to 1646 code for a protein of 344 amino acids. Gene Ontology annotation, biological process: detection of chemical stimulus involved in sensory perception of smell; sensory perception of smell.